GAUCGCGGAUACAUCGUGCUCGUGACGAGGCCCGCGCGGCAGCACGAGGCGGACGCAGUGCGCGGUGCGCGGCCCGGUGCUGAGGAGUGUCCCACGCGUCGUGUCUGAGAGGUCAUGCGUCGUCACAGGCCCGCUCCCACGCAGUGUACCACGCAGUGUCAUCGCCGUCAGUCAAAAUGAGAAGGAAAGUCUACCUGCCCAGCAUGGUUCAGGCUAUCACAGUGCUCACCGUGCUCAAGAUGCUGACCAAUGCCCAGACGACAUGCAACCAGGGCAUUGGCCGGGUGGUGUACGAGAGGUUGCCGGACCAGCAGCUCCAGGGAUUCGACGAUGACGUGGUCCGAGACUCGCUGCCGCCCUCGCAGGUGCUGGACAAGUGCCAGGACAUCUGCCUGCGCGACCGCUCCUCGGCCAACAACCUGGUGCGGGCGUGCUCGUCCUUCGACUUCCAGGCCGGCGCCAGGAUCGCGUCGUUCGGCGGCGCCCCAGAGUACGAGGAGUCCGCCUGCUUCCUGACGCGCGAGACCGCGCACCCGGAGGGCAUCGGCAACCUGGUCCUGGUGCCCGGCAGCGCCCACUUCGCCGAGGUCUGCCUGUCGUCGAGCCGCGUGGAACGGGAGUGCCCCAACCGGCGCUAUGUGUUCGAGCGGCACCCGCGGAAGGCCCUGCGGCUGCCGCAGACGGACAUCAAGGAGGUGGCGGCCACGAACCGCUCCGACUGCGAGGACCGGUGCCUCAACGAGUUCUCCUUCGUGUGCCGCUCCGCCACCUUCGACUCGGCCGCCAGGACCUGCGCCAUGUCCAGGUUCACCCGCCGGACGCACCCGGACCUGCUGGCCGACGCGCCGUCCUCGGACUACCUGGAGAACACGUGCCUGAACGCGGAGCGGCGGUGCGACGCCACGGCCGUGUACGUCAAGGAGGAGAACAAGCGCGUGGGCGGCGCGGUGGAGGCGGCGCUGCUGGCCAACGUGUCCCUGGAGGAGUGCCAGUCCGAGUGCCUGGGCGCCGAGCGCUUCCUGUGCCGCGCCCUGGAGUACGACGAGGCGACGCGGCAGUGCGCGCUGCUGGAGGAGGACUCAGUGUCGCAGCGCGACCUGCUGCGCACCGCGUCGUCGCCCAGCCACCACCUGUACGACCUGGUGUGCCUGGACAACGCGCUGCCCUUCCGGUCCGACAACGCCGCCACGUCGCACCUGUUCGCGCACGGCCGGCGCCCCGACACGGCCUUCCAGCGGUACCGCAACUCGCGCCUCGGCGGCGAGUUCCACUCCGAGAUCACCGGCCGCUCCCUCAGCGAGUGCCUGGACGAGUGCCUGCGCCAGGCCAGCUUCGUGUGCCGCAGCGCCGUGUACUCGGACCGCUUCCGGACGUGCCGCCUGUCGCGGUUCGGGCAGCGCGACGGCCACCGCGUCAUCUACGACGCGGACUACGACUACUACGAGAACCUCAUGGCGCACUACCCCGACGCCGGCGACACUGGGUCGUCGCUGCCGCCCCUCUCGCCCUACCGGCCCGACCCCCUGGGGCAGGACUCCACCUACCCGCGACCGCCGUACCCGUCAGUUGGCGGCGGCGGCGCGUACCCGGGCGGCGCCUACUACCCCGUGGGCGGCGGCGGCCCCAGCAACGUGGCGUACGGCGGCAACUCCCUGGGCUACAGUGUGGGCAACUACGGCGGCGGCGCUAGCGGCCAGCUGGGGGCGUACCCCGCCGCUGGCGGCUACCCCGCGGCCAACUCGUACCCGGGCGGCGGCUACCCCGUGGGCGUGGGGACGGGCGCGCCCGUCGGCGGCUUCCCUCCGGGCUACCCCGCGGGCUACGCCAGCCCCAGCCCCCUGCCGCCGGGCCCCGCGGGCUACCCGCUGGCCGGAGGGCCCCCCGUGCCCCCCGCGGCGCAGCCCGUGGCCCAGCCCGCGGGCUUCGGCGACCCGUUCUACGGGCGGCCGCUGACGUCGAGGUGCGACGACGGCGACGCCUUCCGCCAGGUCGGCGCCAGGCUGCGCGCGCGCCGCCAGUACAUCCGGCGCUUCGUGUCCGUGCCGUCGCUGCCGCUGUGCGAGCGCGAGUGCGCCGACGCGCGCGACUUCGUCUGCCGCUCCUUCAACUUCAGGCCCUUCGCGGCGCCCUUCGGGGCGGCCGAGCGCGAGAACUGCGAGCUGUCCGACCGGGACUCGCGCGACCUGGACCCCGGCAACCCGACCUUCUUCGAGACCACCGCCGACUACGACUUCUACGAGCGCUUCAACGGGCGGCAGGGCAUCGGCGGCGAGUGCCUGGACGUGUCCCAGGUGUGCUCCGAGGACGGCAUGGAGUUCACGCUGCGCACCCCCGAGGGCUUCGUGGGCCGCAUCUACGCGCACGGCUUCUACGACCGAUGCUUCUUCCGCGGCAACGGCGGCACCGUCAACGUGCUCAGGAUCAGCGGCGCGCAGGGCUACCCGGACUGCGGCACCCAGCGGUUCGGGGACUCGAUGACCAACAUCGUGGUGGUGCAGUUCAGCGACUACGUGCAGACGGGCCGCGACAAGCGCUACAACCUGACGUGCCUGUUCCGCGGCCCUGGGGAGGCCGUCGUCACAUCGGGCUACAUCGGCGCGGGGCGGUCCGGCGCGCCGAUCCCCAUCGAGUACCUGCCGGCCGAGAACUCGCUCAGCUCCCGGGUGCGCCUGCUGAUCCUGUACCAGGGCCGGCCCACCACCACCAUCGCCGUCGGCGACCCCCUCACGUUCCGCCUCGAGGCGCAGGACGGCUACCACUACUCCACGGACAUCUUCGCCACCAACGUCAUCGCCAGGGACCCGUACUCCGGCCGCUCCGUGCAGCUCAUCGACAGAUACGGCUGCCCCGUGGACCAGUACGUGUUCCCGGGGCUGGACCGCUCCAGGGAGGGCGACGGACUGGAGGCUCGCUUCAACGCCUUCAAGAUCCCCGAGUCCAACUUCCUGGUGUUCGAGGCCACGGUCCGCACGUGUCGCGACGGCUGCCAGCCGGCGUACUGCACCGGGCAGACGGGCCGCAGCGAGCCGUCCUUCGGGCGGCGGCGGCGUGCCGCGGAGGGCGGCCAGGACGACGACCUGGACGACGACGAGGACCAGGGCGACCAGGGCGUGCGCGUGCAGCAGGAGGCGGGCGCCGCCAACAACAGCACCGACGACGAGGAGCAAGUCCGCGAAAUGAUCGAGGUGUUCGAGAACCGCAACGACGUCCCCGAGGCCGGCGGCACGGCGGACGCCGUCAAGGUGCAGCCCGCCCCCGCCGUCAGCGGCAUCGUGCUGUCCUCCGGGGAGUACUACGGGCUGGUGUCCGCCCUGACCACCGCGCUGGUGCUGCUCGCCGCGGCCCUGGCCGCCGGCGGCGUCGCCAUCAGGCACAUCUACGUGUCGCGGCAAGCCAAGUACGUGCCGCCGAUGCCCACCAGUGCGCCGCCCACCGCGCCGGUCACCUUCACCACCUCCAGGAUGGCGAGCCUCGCCUCGCUGCUGCCCAGCAAGCUGUUCGACAGCGAGAUGGGCGGGCGAGGGGGCCUCAGUCCUGGCCUGCGGCCGGGCAGCCCCGCUGUGGUGGAGGCCUGCAUGGACCUGGGGCCGAUGCGGCGAGGGACGUUCGACGACCCCAGCGAGCCCAUCUACACGGACCCGUCCUUGUUCGAGCGGCCGCGCAGCCUGCGCUCCAUCGCCGCCUUCCCGCCCAGCACCAGGGCUGCCAACUGAGCGGCGUCCGCCAGCCUGCCGGCUUGUCGGGUUGGCAGCACUGUCCGGACAGACCUUCCCUGCCGCCACGCUGCCCUCGCUGACCAGCCUCAAGACGGGCAGCAAAGUGCGCGCGCGACAAGACUGUCAUGUUGGCAACACUGAGGGUGGUCCAGCUAGCGGCCACUCAGUUUGAGGGCUUACUCGUACCUUUCUGCAGGUGUACACUCUGUGUGGACCUUUCCCCUAUUUUAUUCCUAGUGCGUAGUUAGCUGUAUUGUAAAUAAGACGGGUGGGUCUGCCUUCGCCAAUCGGAUAGCGGGAGAAAGCCACAGUGGGCCCAAAAUGACGAGUAACCUUGCCUCUCGAGACAGCGUUCAUUUCGGACACACUGUGGCUUCGCUGCCUCUGUCUGGGGCUUCAUCUAAAUUUCCAUUUCGAAAUUUAAAAAAAAAAGUUUUAAGACGACAAUAACUUCUCGACCCCACUUUGGGAAAAAAUAGAAAUAUCUUUAUACUAUUUUAAAAAGACAUCUUGCGAUUGGAGUGUUUCUUAUCUCUGUGAUUCUGUCUCAUCAGAUACUCUUAGAUGUAGGAAACUUAGAGUGUAGCCGUUUUCAACUUUCUAUGUUCACUACUAGCUUAGGCGGUAAUUUGCAACUCUUAUUUUUUUGAAAUUGUGCAACGUGUUGUGAGAUUUUAGGCACAUUUUCAAAUUCAUAGAGGUGUAAUGCUGUGUAUUUAUAAAAUAUUUCAACCGAGAGAUUGGUGUCGAAACGAUGCCGCUCGGUUUCGUUUUGUUACUGAAAGGAGUGCAUCGUUUCGGACACACACUUCUCUCACCAUGUUAGCACCAAAUCCUAUUUAACUUUUAGUUUUGUAAAUGGCACCCGUGUUUAAGUUCAGAAUCAAGGAGUACCUUCUAUGUACGUCGUUAGUUCACAUUAUUGGAUUCUUGUUUUCAUACUUUUCAGUUUGUCCUUAAUUCAUGAUAAGCGACUUUUAUAUAAUAAAUAGUAAAACAAAAAGUCA
This is a messenger RNA of Thrips palmi, 4723 nucleotides long. RefSeq lists its product as uncharacterized. The record is from RefSeq and is a predicted model, not a curated record. NCBI's taxonomy places the organism in Eukaryota, Metazoa, Arthropoda, Insecta, Thysanoptera, Thripidae. The transcript is spliced from 13 exons. The coding region runs from base 177 to 3713 and encodes 1178 amino acids.